Molecule: messenger RNA, 1826 nt
Organism: Austrofundulus limnaeus
Lineage: Eukaryota; Metazoa; Chordata; Actinopteri; Cyprinodontiformes; Rivulidae
Product: calcium/calmodulin-dependent 3',5'-cyclic nucleotide phosphodiesterase 1A
Biological process (GO): signal transduction
Molecular function (GO): 3',5'-cyclic-nucleotide phosphodiesterase activity
Source: RefSeq, a predicted model, not a curated record
GUUUGAGGUUGCUGUAAUGACCAGUUAAACCUCAUGAGGGCGCUCACAUCACUAUUCACAGUGGGAUUGUUCCACUUGACUGAAGGUUUGUGACUCUCAUUUUCAGGAACAUUACAUCAUCACUGUCUAAAACACACUCUCUCUCUCUCUCUCUCACACACACACAUACACACACACACACACACACACACACACGUAUAGAAGGUUAGGGAGGGGAGCAUGAAUUGAGACGUUGUUUGCAUCAAACGUGAGCAUAAAGUUAUGUGCAUUUGGAACUGCGAGGUGAGGAGGAGGAGGAGAAGGAGGAGGAAGAGGGAGGACUGUCGGCUGCAGGAUUCCAUCACUCUUAGCAACCGUUGUUGAGUUUCCACGGAAACGCUCUGCGAUGUUCUCUGCUUCUCUUUUGUCCUCUUCCAUCACUGUUUUCUCUCUUACGCUCUCUCACUCAGUCCCAUCUUUAUUCCUGUUCAAGCUCUCCUUGCAUUGCCACAGCGAUGCUGGGAGUCUGCUGCAGUGCUGGAGCCCAGAACUGAGCUGUGGGGCUGGUGGAAGAAGUCAUCAGCUGACCACCUUUGCUUUUACACUUUCACAUUCUGGCAGCCUUUCACCUGUCCUCUUUUCCACGGACUAGAGGCCAUCCACUGGGAUUGGCUGAGCUCUUCGGGUGACAUCACAGGAAGUUGGAGGAAGUUGGAGGAACUCAAGCACUCUCUGAUAGAUGUUUUCACUACUCAAGUCACACCGAUAGACAGUGAGGAGACUGGCAGAAAGCCCACUCUGGCUCUGUGAACACCUCCACAGAAACUCUACAGAGCAUGAACGAGGAGGUGGAGGAGGCACAGCUGCCUGAGGAGGUGCCAGGAGAAGAUGAACAGCAACAGGAGGACAGAGUUUCCCAGGACUUAGUUAAGAAAGAGAAGGAUCAAGAUCCACUGGAAGAAGAGCAGGUGCAGCAAAGUGAAGAAGAGCUGGAGGAGGUGCAGGAGGGAGAAGAGGAGGAGCAGGGUGAGGGGAUGCCACACAGAGACAAACAGACUGACAAGGAGCAGGUGGAGGUGCAGCAGGACAAACAACUGAAUGAGGUAGAGAAACUGCAGCAAAGUGAGGAAGAGCUGCAGGGUGAGGAGAUGUCACACACACAGGAUCAACAGACUGACAAGGAGCAGCCGAGCGAGGAGGAAAAACUGCAGGAGGAGGAGGAGGAGGAGGAGAUGCCACAGACUAACAAACAGCAGUGUGAAGAGCAGCAGCUGCAGGACGUGGAGGUGCAGCAGUUUGAAGAAACGCAGGACUUUGCUGACACUCUGGAGCAGAACAACCAGGUCCUGAUCCGACUGAGAGGCAUGCUGAAGGCAGCCUUGGAGCAGAUGGACCAGGGUGUUGUAGACCUGCAGGAGCUCCGCAGGAACCUGGAGCUCGCUGCAACCAUGCUGGAUGCUGUUUACACAGACGAAACCAGGCGUCUGUUGGAUACAGAGGAUGAGCUCAGCGACCUGCAGGCAGAGUCGGUGCCAAGCGAAGUACGUGACUGGCUGGCGUGCACGUUUAGCAGAAAGAUGGGUGUGUCCAAGCGUCGUCCUGAGGAGAAGCCAAGAUUCAGGAGCAUUGUUCAUGCAGUGCAAGCUGGGAUAUUUGUGGAGAGGAUGUACAGACGAACUUCCAACAUGGCUGGUCUGACCUACCCUCCCACAGCUCUGACAGCCCUGAAGGAGGUGGAUCAAUGGUCCUUCGAUGUUUUUGCUUUCCAUGAGGCCACAACAGAACAUGCCCUCAAGUUCCUGGUCUACGACCUGCUCACCCGCUAUGACCUCAUCAACAGGUUCAGG